UCUCAUCCUGAAAACGUCCCGCUUACAACUUCUGGGAACAGCUAUGAUAUACACGCACUUACACGGCCAGCUCCGAGGUGACAUGUAGAAGAAGCUGGUUGAAGUAUCUGGUUCGAGAAACUUUUACACGAACGGCCUGUAACUCUGAGAAGUUUUGCAGCAACAGUGUUUUUACUCCUCUACCAGCUCCUUGAAGACAACAACGCUGAUCUUGGACCGUUCUUCAGAACUUCUGAACCUGGACGUUAACCUGUCAGUCCCUUGUGGUUUGAUCAACGUUUGACAAACAUGGGAAGUAAGACCCUUCCAGCUCCAGUCCCGCUCCAUCCAUCCUUGCAGCUGGCCAACUACUCCCUUCUGCAGACGUCCAACGGCUUCCAGCUCCCGUCGGACCACGUGCCCAGCAUCUAUAGUUUCAGUGCCCUGCACGCCGUACACCUGCACCAGUGGACCCUGGGCUACCCACCCUUUGCCCUUCCCCGCUGCACUUUCUCCAAGCUCCCUGGCUUGGUGGAUGCCCGGUUUCCCCUGCCCUCCAUCCCUCUCUUUCCACACCUGGUCCAGGCAAACAAGCAGGACUCCUCGGGGAACGGCCCUGGCAGCACGGGCAGCGGUUCCUCCAAGAACAAGCCCCGGUUCGACUUUGCCAACCUGGCGGCCGCUGCAACCCAGGAGGACCCCCUGAAGGCGGAGGACCUGAGUGCCAGCGCGCAGACGCCCCAUCCGCCCGCACUGGGCUGCCUGCUGGACGUGGCCAAGCUCUCCCCGGAGAGGAAGCCCAGCCGAGGGCGCCUGCCGUCCAAGACCAAGAAGGAGUUUGUGUGCAAGUUCUGCGGACGUCAUUUCACAAAGUCCUACAACCUGCUGAUUCACGAGCGCACGCACACAGACGAGAGGCCGUACACCUGCGACAUCUGCCACAAAGCCUUCCGGCGACAGGAUCACUUGAGAGAUCACAGAUACAUUCACUCAAAAGAGAAGCCUUUUAAAUGCCAAGAGUGCGGGAAGGGAUUCUGUCAGUCGAGGACGCUGGCGGUCCACAAAACAUUGCACAUGCAGGUCAAGGAGCUGAAGCCUGCCAAGAUAAAGUGACGUCAACGGCCAAAACAAACAAGCGUUACGGGGACACUGGAAGAACAACGACCAACAAAAAUGACAAGGCACAGAGACAGCAUUGUUCCUGGGCAACAUGAACACAGUGUAAACUAUACACAUUUUUGAUCACACCAAAGAGGGAUAUGUGAAAGUAUUCCAAGAGAAAAAAGGGACAGAAAUUCUUGUAUCAUGGAGAGACAGCAUUUCUUCUGCCAAAAGUGCUAUUGAAUAACCUGGAAUUUAAAUAAUGCACCGAGACUCAACAGAAGGGACACAUUGGACCUUUUUUUCACCAUACUGUGUCGGCUGUUUUGUUUUCGGGUUUUUAAAAACUGUUUUGUUUGGAGAACUCUUGUCAUGGGUUACAGUGUAAGAGGUUAUUGGGAAAAGACCCGGCGGUCAGAAUUAGAAUUGAUCCAUUGAAUGUGAUCUUGAUCCUUGCGUUGACUCUGCCCUGGACAGGUUAUUUUGUUGUUGUUCAGAGGCAUGUAUGAAAUGAAAUAUGCAGUCCUUAACAGUGUCUGUAAGCUUAUGGUGACGGCCAAUGACACAUAGCCAUUGUCUCUUCUGUGAGAAAUCAACAUUCCAUUGUAAUUUUUGUACAGAUUUUCCUUUUUGUAUAACUGUUAUUUGGCACUUUAACCUGAUUAUUGUUUAUUUACAUAUAUCACUGGAUCCCCUAAACUUAUUUUAAGAAAUAAAUAGUCAUUUU
This is a messenger RNA of Sardina pilchardus (European sardine), 1807 nucleotides long. It is a transcript of the gene osr1, whose product is annotated as odd-skipped related transcription factor 1. Lineage: Eukaryota; Metazoa; Chordata; Actinopteri; Clupeiformes; Clupeidae. The transcript is spliced from 3 exons. Gene Ontology annotation, molecular function: DNA-binding transcription factor activity, RNA polymerase II-specific; RNA polymerase II transcription regulatory region sequence-specific DNA binding. The record is from RefSeq and is a predicted model, not a curated record. Gene Ontology annotation, biological process: regulation of transcription by RNA polymerase II; embryo development; urogenital system development. Gene Ontology annotation, cellular component: nucleus. Bases 289 to 1092 code for a protein of 267 amino acids.